UCGAGAGGCAGAGAGGGGCCGCGGCAGGAGUUGGAGCGGUUGGAGCUGUGCUUGCGGGGAGGGGGGGGUCGGAGAGUGACGGCGGAGGAGCAGCAGCAGGGUCGGUGUCUAAGGGCCCGGGUGUGUGUCUGUGCUUGUGGGCGAACGAGACGAGCAGAAGUCGUGAGACUUCUCCUUUGGAGCUUCCUUGCCGAGAAUCCGAUGUUGGGCUCGGCUCCCUGGCUGAAUACAGAAGAUCAGCCCAUGAAAACUUCUAUUCCCAGCCCAAGGAAGAAGUCCAGCAAAAGGCAGCACCUACUUUUUCAGGCUUGGAAGCAAGAAAGGGGACGAGAGUUGGAGAGUGUGGAAUCUGAGAAGACAACUGAAAGGUGACAUUUAAGUUGAAGAUGGGUGGUGGAGAAAGAUACAACAUUCCAGUUCCCCAGACUAGAAAUACCACCAAGAACCAUCAACAACUGAAAAAUAGGCAGAAGAAUAAAGACCAGAACUCCCAGAUGAAGACUUACAUGAAGAAGGAAAGAGGACACAGCUGCAGUUCAUCACCCAGUGCAUGGCAGGCCAUGCAGAAAGGGGGGAAGAGCAACAUGCACUUCCCCAGCAACCAGAGCUGGAGUCCUACCUUGGCAAAUCGUAACCUGUUCUUCACACCUCAGACCAACCAGAACUAUGCUGGAGCAAAAUUUAGUGAGCCACCCUCACCAAGUGUUCUUCCUAAACCACCAAGCCACUGGGUACCCGUUCCUUGUAAACCUUCUGAUAAGGAAAUCAUGACAUUUCAGCUGAAAACCUUACUGAAAGUCCAGGCUUGAGCUGUAACUUUGGGUAUUUCUGAAGUUACUCAACUUCACAGGGUUCCAGAUUGGAGAGUUGUUCCUAACUCAGCUGCACAGGUGUACAGAAUCAGAUGUUCUUGCUUCAGGUAGUUUAAGUCACUUGGAAGGGAAAGGGGCAGAAGUUUACACUCCCCUCGUGUUUUACCUCAAGAGUUGUGUGCUGUGUUCACUGUGAAAUAGUUUUGUUUUCUCUAAUGAGUCGAAUCCUGAGCAGUCAGCACUUAAGUGUUUAUUGCGGGAGUCAGUGGGACUGCCUCCCAGCACGGCCAUUGUGACUACUUGGUUAGUGUGGGGUUAGAAAACCAGCUUUUACCUGACUUAAUGCAGCAUUAACUGGAAAAAACCCAGGCACUGAAAGCUCUUCAGGUAUUUGGCUGCUUUUCCAACUUGGCUAACAUUUGCUAGUUGAGGAAGAACCCUGCAGGAGAGGGUUUGAGGAGCAGAGCUCCAGCGAGGCACUAGGCAAAGCACAGAGAGUUCUUGGUUGUAGCUGUCAGCUUCCUUUAGCACUCCUGAACUGGUGGCCAAGCGUUUCAAGCCUGUGACCAAAAGAGAUGCAGGAAAGGUCAUCAGUGCAUGUUCCUCAAGGGCUGGAAGAGCCUCUGGGGCAGAGCUGUCCCUGCCCCUCUUCAGCUCAGCAACAUUCGAGCGGGAUCUCAGCAAGCCACUGUGCCAACUACCAACACUGCAUUGCCAGGUGACUGCCAAAGGAAGGAAUCCUUUUGUUCCCCUUGCACUGAUGAGUUAAAACUCUGCAUCUUUGUAUCCCUUUUGGAUAGUUUAGAGCCCUCUUCGACUUGGGUUACCCUGUGAGGCUGAAGUUCCAGUAGCUUGUGGCAGGUGUUCAGAUGUUUCUUAGGGAAGACAGAGCCAUGUAAAUAAGUGUAAAACUUUGUAGCAUAUGUAAAUGGAUGCCAGGCUUUCCUGCACAGAAGUAUUUUUAGUACAAAACUGCUGAAUGUAAGAUGACCACGCUGAGGACGUGGCCUGAGUGGAGAAAAAAAAAAUAUUUUGUUAAAAAAAAAAAGUUAAAAAAAGAAGAAAAAAAAAAAAGCCAUUUGUGGCUGUGCCCUUGCACUUACCAUCUGUGAACAGACAUUUUACUGGGCUCUGAGCUCACGUUUGAGGCAAAAUCAGUGCCAAAAGAGGCUUAUUUAGAAAGUUUAAGUAAAAUAAAAUUUUAAAAACCUUAAAAAAAAAAAAUUCUGAAGUUUUAGCUUAGGUGCUGGUGUUUGUACUGGACAGGUGUGAGUGAUGGGAUGGAAUCACACCAAGGUGUGCAAAACCAAAUGGAAUGUUCUGUGUGGCGGAGGUUUGAGUGCUUCCCAACACCGAAGCACUGAAGAACUUCUAUUUCUCAGACAGCAAUUGGCAUUUAUUUUUUGUCCCCAAACUUGCAGAGUGGGGACAGAGGCGUCUUUGGGUGUUGUCACAGUUCAGCUGAAGCUGUAACAGAAACAGCUGAACUGUGAUGACAGGCUCCAAGGUGAUUUCAAACUAGAGCAAUAAUUAAAGUGCUGUAAUAAGUUCAGCAGAGGGUGGGAUGUUCUCUGAGGUGUCUCUCUACAUUCAACCCCUGUUGGCAGCUGGCUGAAUGUUUACAGAUCUAUUGCUCCAAAUCAGGUGAAAUUGGCAUUCUUUAAACAGGUCUCUGUGACCUGAACCCUCACCAGUUUAUGAACUGUGUCCCAGUUACAAUUGUGUCGAGUUCAAAUUGUCAGUGGAGAGUGGUGUGUGUACCAAUUGGAAACCAAAAAUGCAAUAAAUUAACUUUUCACCCCCUAAA
Pogoniulus pusillus (Red-fronted tinkerbird) is the source of this 2619-nucleotide messenger RNA. RefSeq names its product proline rich nuclear receptor coactivator 2 (gene PNRC2). The transcript has 3 exons. Lineage: Eukaryota; Metazoa; Chordata; Aves; Piciformes; Lybiidae. Gene Ontology annotation, biological process: nuclear-transcribed mRNA catabolic process, nonsense-mediated decay. The coding region runs from base 387 to 809 and encodes 140 amino acids. Gene Ontology annotation, cellular component: nucleus; P-body. The record is from RefSeq and is a predicted model, not a curated record.